AGUACUGGUACCCGUACUAGAUGCGACUAUUAUUCCAAAAGCCAGCUCCCCAAAUUUUGAUCAGAAAUCUCAAUACCCUCUCCAAUUUACCCUUUUGCAACUCCAAUUCUUUUUUUAAAUCAUCAGUAUCGUCGCUGUCGUUGUCUGGUCCUGAUUUCAGUAGGCGGAGAAGAAUCAGCAGUAGUUGUCCGAUGGCGACGGUGAGUACUCCAAAGCCGCCGCCGGCGACGACGACGACAACGAAGAUUGAUGAUGGGGUGGGCAUAGCGAGCAAGUGCUGGAUCAAGUACAGGAAAGAGUCCACGCUUUCUUUGUACUCUCCGUUCGUGGUGUCUUUGGCUUCUGGGAAGUUGAACGUCGAUGCUUUCCGCCAUUACAUUGCUCAGGAUGUUUAUUUUCUCAAGGCUUUUGCUCAAGCGUAUGAAUUGGCAGAGGAGUGUGCAGAUGAUGAUGAUGCGAAGAUUGGGAUCAAUGAAUUGAGGAAGAAUGUGGUUCAAGAGCUCAAAAUGCAUAAUUCAUUCAUCCAAGAAUGGGAAACUGCUCCAGCCAAAGAAAGCACACUUAAUCCUGCAACGUUGAAGUACACGGAGUUUUUGUUGGCCACAGCCUCGGGGAAGGUUGAAGGAGUAAAAGCCCCUGGUAAACUUGCAACUCCAUUUGAGAAAACAAAAGUGGCGGCUUAUACUUUAGGUGCUAUGACCCCCUGCAUGAGGCUUUAUGCAUUUCUGGGCAAGGAAUUGCAGGCACUUCUUGAUGAGAGUGAAAGUACUCAUCCCUACAAGAAAUGGAUUGACAAUUACUACUCUGAUGGCUUCCAGGCAUCGGCUCUGCAAACUGAGGACUUACUGGAUAAAUUAAGCGUUUCGUUGACUGGUGAAGAGCUUGACAUCAUUGAAAAGCUGUAUCAUCAAGCAAUGAAACUUGAGCUGGAUUUUUUUCUGGCUCAGCCACUUGGGCAGAAAACUGUUGUUCCUCUGUCAAAACUACACAAAGAAACAAAAGAUCAACUUAUUAUAUUUUCUGACUUUGAUUUGACCUGCACUGUGGUUGAUUCAUCUGCCAUCUUAGCGCAAAUUGCUAUCAUAACAGCGCAAAAGUCUGAUCAAAGUCAACUGGAAACUCAAAUUGCUCGGAUGUCGUCAGCUGAUCUGAGGAGCAGAUGGGGGUUUCUGUCAAAGCAGUAUACAGAAGAGUAUGAACAGUGCAUUGAGAGCAUUUUGGUUUCAGAUAAAGCUGAUAAGUUUGAUUAUGAACGUUUACGCAAUGCUCUGGAGCAACUUUCAGAUUUUGAGAAAAGAGCAAAUCUGAGGGUAAUUGAGUCUGGGGUACUCAAGGGAUUGAAUCUUGAAGAUAUAAGACGUGCUGGGGAGCGUCUGAUUCUCCAAGAUGGUUGUAUCAAUUUCUUUAAGAGCAUCACAGGGAAUAAGAAUUUGGAUGUAAAGGUCCACAUUCUUUCCUACUGUUGGUGUGCUGAUCUUAUUAGGUCUGCCUUCUCUGCAGGUGGCCUAAAUGCCCUGAAUGUGCAUGCUAAUGAAUUUACUUACGAAAACUCAUUAUCAACGGGUGAAAUUGUUAAGAAAGUGGAGUCUCCCAUUGACAAACUUAAAGCGUUUAGUGAUAUCUUACAGAACUCCAGCAACAACAGAAGGAAUCUGACUGUGUAUAUUGGAGAUUCAGUGGGUGACUUGCUUUGUUUACUUGAAGCAGAUGUUGGCAUUGUACUUGGCUCAAGCACUAGUUUAAGGAGAGUAGGAAGUCAUUUUGGUGUUACUUUUGUUCCGCUGUUUCCUGGCGUGGUUGAGAAACAGAAAGGAUGUGUCGAGGGGAACUCAGCUGUAUGGACGGGGCUUUCAGGCAUUCUUUACACAGUCACAAGUUGGGCAGAGAUUAGUGCCUUUAUUCUUGGGCAGUAGAAUCUUCUCUCCCCUCGCAUCCUUUGUUAUGUUAGGAUAUUGAAGAAUGUUAAUACAAAAAUAUAAUGUGUUGAUGGGUUGGUGGCUAGUUUUAUUUGAGGCCACGGAAUAGCUCUCUUGUUCCCUUGUGUUUUUUCUGCAGGGCCUUCUGUUACAGGAUUGUAGAUGUGAUUCUUUUGGCUGAUUGUUCCGAAUACUGAGAGCUCAUGAUCAAAUCAUCAUAAAGAGGCAGUUUUACCAAUUAUUAGUUGAAGUGUAAUAUAUUCACCCUGUUGGGGUUUACGCUGUUCAGUUUUUUGGAUUGAAUGGCAAUUUGGAGAAAGACGUGACUGCUUGAUUUUUUGCAGCUUUCUCCAUGAAAGGAAAAGAUAUUUGUUUGUGGUAUCUGUAAUGAGAUUCUACACUGCUCUCCUUGUAUCUCAAGUCAAUUUCUGGAAAACUGUCAUUCCUAAGUAUUACCUUGCUCUA
Messenger RNA from Coffea eugenioides, 2381 nucleotides. RefSeq names its product bifunctional TH2 protein, mitochondrial. Lineage: Eukaryota; Viridiplantae; Streptophyta; Magnoliopsida; Gentianales; Rubiaceae. The transcript has 7 exons. Bases 21 to 1913 code for a protein of 630 amino acids. Gene Ontology annotation, cellular component: cytosol. The record is from RefSeq and is a predicted model, not a curated record.